GAUGGGACCCAGGGCUAUUCCCCCAUAUAAAAGUAACCCUGUACCCCCUUCCCGUCCAGAAGCGCCGAGCCCCAAAGUUUACCCCCCUGUAUGUGAAGUGUACUCAUGCGUGUCCCUGUGUCCUGUUAGUAUCUCCCAGAGCAGGAGAUGGUUAUCAGUUCCCCAGCCCCCCUCCUGUAUGUGUGUGUGUGCUGUGCUGGAUGGAGACCCCCUGUGGGGGUCUGUGCAUAAAAAGCUGUAUGCCCAAUAAACAUUGUCAAAUGUUGUAUCCUAGAACUGUGUCCCGUCCUGUUACUGGGGAAAUGGGUCUGACCUACUCUAACCAAAGGGGAUAACAAGCCAGGUUACCCAGGUCCCGCUACAACUGUAAUCUUCUUUAAUGUUUACACAAUGUGAGAUUAUAUCUGUAAUAUGUAUGUGAUUUUAUCUGUAACAGUGUGUAAUAGGUACGACGUGUGUGAUUAUAACUCUAACCAUGUGUAACAGUGUGAGAUCGUGCCAACAUUAUGUCUCCCUUAGUUUUUUCCCAGUUUAGGUUGGUGAAUGGCGGAGGGACCUGUAAGGGAAGAAUCGAGGUGUUUUACAAAGAUACGUGGGGCUGGCUGAGUGACGAAUUGUGGGACAGGACGAGUGCCUCAGUCAUCUGCAGACAACUGAACUGUGGGCCUGUCUUGGAAAUCCUGAAAGGUGAUCCAUUUGGCCCUGGCUCUGGCCCAUUUCUGCAGAAAGCAGUCUGUACAGGGACUGAGGAUGACCUUGCUCAGUGUUUGCUGGGCAUGUGGACUGAAGAGGAUUCAAAAAGCAAUCAUCAAAGUGCAGGAGUGAGCUGCUUGACUGCAGGUGAGUUUGUAGAAAGUCGUGCCAACAUGCAGUCUCAAUGCAAUGUGUCGCUUAUUCCAACAUAAAAUAUUUCAGGGUUACGAAAUGAAUGACAGUUGAUCUAUUCACCCACAAUGAUAACAACAUGGUUGAUGUGAAAGGUCAUAUUUACACAGCCAGGCAGAA
Molecule: messenger RNA, 1005 nt
Organism: Pelobates cultripes (western spadefoot toad)
Lineage: Eukaryota; Metazoa; Chordata; Amphibia; Anura; Pelobatidae
Source: the annotation of a GenBank genome assembly